AUGCCCUUCUCAACACUGGAAGUUGUACCAAAGCCCUCCAGCCAUGUCUUCCAGAAGCCAACCAAGCGAAUCCACGAUGGACCGGAUCUACAGUCAUUCCUCACCUCCUAUGCAUAUCGAGAUAUCAUGACCUUCAUACUCCAACUCAACCAUGCCACCGUUGCCCGUAGAGUCACAGAGGGAAACUCAACUACUCUGCACCAAUGGACCCUUGACUCACCCAACUUAGAAUACUCGGACCCGGUGCAACGCCUCCGUACCCUGAUCAAGAAGUUGGAAAGUCUCAUCAAAGACGUGCCUCCAGAUACCGGUCCCCGGCGGUUCGGCAAUGUCAGUUUCCGAACCUGGUACAAACUCGUCGAAGAUCGAAUAACGAGUCUGCUAGCAGAGACACUUCCGCCUGAUCUCAGCCCUGGUAUUGAGGAAAUAGGUGCGUACUUGUUGGGCAGCUUUGGAAGUCCCCAGAGACUGGACUAUGGGACGGGCCAUGAAUUGAGCUUCUUGGCUUUCCUCGGAUGUCUCUGGAAGCUUGACUAUUUCCAGAAAUCAGCGCCCGGCGUUGAGGAGAGGGCAAUAGUCCUUGGUGUAUUUGAGGAAUAUCUGCGGCUCAUUAGAACGCUCAUAAAGGUCUACACGCUCGAGCCUGCUGGUUCGCACGGAGUAUGGGGUCUGGACGACAACUCCUUCCUCCCGUAUAUCUUCGGCUCGGCUCAACUCAGCCCGGCAAUCUUCGAGGAGAAUGAAACACCUACAGAAGGCUCACUACCAGAGGCACCCGAACCAAGCUCGGUGUCGAAAGCCAACCUGGUCGAUAAGGAAAAGGGCCAAAACAUGUAUUUCUCCGCCGUUGCCUUCAUUUUCGAGGUUAAAAAAGGCCCAUUCUGGGAGCAUAGCCCCAUGCUGUUCGACAUUUCUGGAAUCAAGGACGGUUGGGGAAAGAUCAACAAGGGUAUGGUUAAGAUGUACAAUGCUGAGGUACUGUCCAAAUUUCCGGUCGUGCAACAUUUCCCAUUCGGUUCACUGUUUCGAUGGGAGAGAGACCCGGCAGCGAAGCUACAACCCGCCACAACUCAUAACAGCAGCCAGCCACUCCGCAACCCGGGAGCCAAUGCCCCGAAUGUCGCGGGCAGGCCAGGAAAUCAGGCAGCGACUGCAGCUCCAUGGGCAGGUCGUCCCCCACCACCUCCUGCUGGCUUUGUCAACGGCGUAACGCAAGCCCCAUGGGCGAAUCGGACGUCAGCCCCGCCGUUGAGAAGUAGCAUGCGCGCUCCCCCGAGCAAGCAGGAGCCAGUGAUACCGGAGGCGCCAAAAACCCAUGACAGGUCGUGA
This is a messenger RNA of Cyphellophora europaea CBS 101466, 1329 nucleotides long. RefSeq lists its product as uncharacterized. The coding region runs from base 1 to 1329 and encodes 442 amino acids. The record is from RefSeq and is a predicted model, not a curated record. Gene Ontology annotation, cellular component: cytoplasm; protein phosphatase type 2A complex; nucleus. Gene Ontology annotation, biological process: mitotic spindle organization. The transcript has a single exon. Gene Ontology annotation, molecular function: peptidyl-prolyl cis-trans isomerase activity; protein tyrosine phosphatase activator activity. Lineage: Eukaryota; Fungi; Ascomycota; Eurotiomycetes; Chaetothyriales; Cyphellophoraceae.